UUGGAACCUUGAUUGAGGCCAAGUUCUGAAAUCUCAGUUCCACUGAGCCCUGACUUCGAGUGAGAGAAGUGAUCGCGCGUGGCACAACACCGAAGAAAGUCAAGGAUCCCUUUUCUCGGGGACAUCUCCGUACUCCAGGUCCAUUAGUUGAAGCUCAAUCCCACGUGGCGACACCAUGUCUUCUCGUGUUCUCCGGAAACUCCAAGGUCAAAACGAUUUGAUCCCCUCAGUGGAACCUCAGGUUGAGCAAGAAAGCAACGACGACGAACACGACCUUGGGAUUUCCACACCGGAUUUAGGCGGGGCGAGACCCAAGAAAUUGAAUGUCAACCCUUUUGAUCUGCUAAAUGCCGACUCGCAAUCCGAGUCUGAGGUCAAGGAGGACGAUGACCUUGGGACGGAAUCCUCGAGGUCACAACUCCAAAGGGAAGACACGAAGAAGAAGAAGAGGAAAAAGAACCGCAAACGGAGCCAAAACUCGACAUCCGGAGGAGCCAAGAACCUGCCUCUCAAGAGUAGCGAAGCGGAUGAGUUUGAGGAUGAGAUCGAUCGAGGGGUGUAUGAGGUCAACAAGCUUUUGGGUACGACGCACCCUCAGCCAAAUGCCAAACUGUCCUCCACCACUAAAGUGACUCCCAAGUCCCGGGCCAUUUUGAGCAUCGAAUUUCGACACUUGAAUCCCGAAAAUGAGAUGAAGAAGAUCUUUGGCUCGCGAGUGGUUCAAGCCGAGGCCAGUCGGCAACGAAGAGCCGGGGGAGGUCGCCAUCGAGCUCCUUUGAGGAGUGUCCAUAAUAUCGUGAUACCCAAACCCAAUUGGCCGAAUCCAGGCAGAUCAGGUCUCACCAUGAAGUUUGUGGAAUCGGACGCCAAGGGCAAUCAGGUGUUUACCUUUGAUCAUAGUCCGGAAUAUCAGCAGGUUCAGAAACAGUUUUUAGCGGCCGUGGACAGCAUGAAUCCCGACUACAUUGUGCAUAUCGUCCAACAACACCCGUUCCACAUUGACUCCAUGUUGCAAUUGAGUGACAUUUCCAGGAUGGGCGAAGACCUUCAAAUGGCCACGGAAUUGAUUGAACGAUGCAUUUAUGCCCUGGAAACCGCGUUCCACCCCAUGUUCAACUUGGCGACAGGCAAUUGCCGUCUCUACUACCGCGUCCAAGUAAAUCGGUGCUUAUUUGUGGCCCUGUUCCGGCAUCUACAUUUUGUGGGAUCCAGGGCGUGCCACAGAACAGCCCUUGAGUUCUGCAAGCUGAUACUGAGUCUGGACCCGGAGGCAGAUCCCAUGGGUAUUCUGCUCCUCAUCGAUUUCUAUGCCAUACGAGCGCAACAACACAAUUGGCUCAUUCAGUUCUUCAACGAAUGGGACCCCACCCGGAAUCUAUCACAAUUGCCCAAUUGGGCUUACAGCAUCGCGAUUGCUUAUUUCGCACAAGCAGAAGAAAGUGAAGACAAUGAUUACGCGAAAGCCGAUGAAAUGCUCCAAACUGCGCUCAUCAUGUUCCCCAGUAUGCUCCGACCCCUGUUGGACAAGUGCAAUAUCGAAGCUGAUUCCAGAGUGGUUUUGCACCCAUAUUUCCUGGAAGACGAGACGAGUCAAUCUGGUGGUCUGGCUUUACUGUGCAACUUGUACGUUGGUCGAUCAUUUCACUUAUGGAAACUUCCCGAAUUGUUGCCCUGGCUGGAGCGAAACGCACAAAUCGCCAUUCAAAGGAUCAAUGCCAAUGAAGAGUUCGUCCUGAGUUGCCAAGAGCGUCGCAAAACUCGGUACCAAGGCGCACCCAGGAACGUCUACCGACACGUGAUCAUGUCGGACAUCAGUGAUGCCACCACUUCCCUUCCCAUGGAAUUGGCCCAAUCCCCGGUUCUAAAUUUUGACCCGCUCCCUCCCAUCGAUAGCAUUGAUUUGUAUACCAAGCGAAAUCAGGGGAACAUGCAAUACCCCCCGGGUGAUCCCAAUGCCUUGAGCUUGUUCUUCAGGUCCAUGAUGCCCAAUUACAAUCCUGCUACGGAUCAAGUCGGUGCAGUUGGCGGGGAUCAACCUGGCGGAGAGGCUGGAGGACAAACCUUGAGGAACUCGGUGAAUAUGCUCUAUGAAGCCAUGGCGGAUAUGAUGCGCAAUUUCGACCUGCCCGAAGUGGCUCAUGAUGGAGCCGACUCCGAGGACUCGGAUGAUGAAAACGACAAUCGAGAGUGGGAUUGACGACGUAUCGACGAUUUGCUCGAUUCAUUCGACUCCAUUGAAUUGUUCCUUGCUGUUCAGUGUGCCAAUCAAUUUGUAUGCAAGGAGAAAAUAAGUCUUAAAUUAUCAAUAUACAUUAUGAAGUCAUCUUGCAA
Molecule: messenger RNA, 2331 nt
Organism: Tigriopus californicus
Lineage: Eukaryota; Metazoa; Arthropoda; Copepoda; Harpacticoida; Harpacticidae
Gene: Nulp1
Product: ribosome quality control complex subunit TCF25-like
Exons: 9
Coding region: 176-2197 (673 amino acids)
Cellular component (GO): RQC complex
Source: RefSeq, a predicted model, not a curated record